This is a messenger RNA of Neolamprologus brichardi, 6069 nucleotides long. It is a transcript of the gene nalf1a, whose product is annotated as NALCN channel auxiliary factor 1a. Gene Ontology annotation, molecular function: stretch-activated, monoatomic cation-selective, calcium channel activity. NCBI's taxonomy places the organism in Eukaryota, Metazoa, Chordata, Actinopteri, Cichliformes, Cichlidae. The record is from RefSeq and is a predicted model, not a curated record. Gene Ontology annotation, biological process: calcium ion import across plasma membrane. Gene Ontology annotation, cellular component: plasma membrane.
GCGAACAUGGCGGCAACUUGACAACGGCAGCGAGCUGAGGAUGGUGAGGGCUUGAAAAAGAAAAAAGAGGUCUGUCACAGGCUGUAGGCCCAUCCGCCGACACAAAGGCAUACAGCUUCGCCAUGUUGGAAGAGGAUAGCGCCUUUGUCCCUGCACGACCGAGGCCGGGGGAAACGUAAACGCGUCGGGAAGUGUUUCUAAAAACGGAGUCGAGGCUACGCAGAGGAGCGGAGCGGCGCGGCGCGGAGGAGAGCUCGGGGCGGGCAGGCGGGAGGACAGCGGCUUCACCGGUCAGCCAUGGAGGAUGCGGCCCGUGGUCGCCAGCGUUUGAUUUCCCAACCGACCCACGCUCCUUUUAAUGGGAAUUACCGCUGAUAGCAAAGGCAAGCCGGGACAACCCACCGCCCGACACUUGAGGGGAGGAAAACGCGAAGCGGACCCGACGUCAAUGACUGUUGCGGCAGAGGAGCCCCCACGGUGGAGUCGGCCGGUUCCCAAAAUAUGACCAGGGGUGCUGGGACGUGUUGGCAGCAAGAAGAUGACGACGGCUUCCAAAUCUGGCUAGAGCCCCCCCGCGACAACCAAAAGCCAUUCACCGACUCAGAGAGGGCGCAGAGAUGGCGACUGUCCUUGGCAUCCCUCUUGUUCUUAACCAUCCUCCUCUCUGAUCACCUGUGGUUCUGCGCCGAGGCCACGCUGGCCCGGACCCGGGACAAGUUCGCAUCCACCCACCCUUUGUCACCUCAGACAUACUCAGCACACAGCAGCCUCAGAGGAAACCCAGAUGAUAUUUUUAUAGGAAACUCUACCAAACAUUUGUGGCGGCUCGAAACUUGCCACCGGGAUAGUUUAUCUAACGACUGCUUUACUUUCUUGGAUGCCGACGAGUUGUGCAGGGGCCUUUCCGACAGAGAGGGGACGCGGGCUGUAAAUAUGAGCAAUUUGUACCUUUCCUUUUGUAACUCCUACUCCCUGCUGGAUUUGUUGUACGGCUCGACGAGUCCGGACAAUUUGAACUGCAGCCUCGACGCGCUCGGCGACGGCGACGCGAACCGCUGCAGUCUGUGCGUCCAGGCGUACCAGCGCUACGACCAGCACGCCCAGGAGAAAUACGAGGACUUUGAGCUCCUCAGUCAAAAAUACGAGCCGGGGGCAUAUUCGGUGAGGACGUGCAUGGAGCAGUGCAAGGCGGCCUAUAAGCCCUGGCUGUGUGCUCAGUAUUUCCCCACCACCCAGCAGUCCUGCCAGAAGAAGGUGCCGUGCCACCAGUACUGCCUGGAGGUCCAGCAGAGCUGUCCGUUCAUCCUGCCCGAUAACGAUGACCUGAUCCACGGUGGCAGCCCCAGCUUCAUCUGCACAGGUCUCUUGGGAAACCAUCCAUCAGACAGUGAGGCGGAGUGCUGCGACGUCCGAUGGGACUCCAAAAUGGACAACCCUUCAGGCGGCACGCUAAAAAGAACUGCUUCUUCCUGCCAGCCCGUGGGGGCUUCGGUCACCUCCGCCGCCACCCCGAGACUGUGCAGCGGGCGACUGAAGAUCUGCCUGCUGGCCCUUGUCCUCCUACACACUGUCAUUAUCAUUUCAGCCUCCCAUAAUUCUUCGUUGGUGGGCGUGGCUGCCAUUUUCUCGCCAGAGGAAAGUGCUUCUAAUGAGGAGUGAACCUUGGGGUUGAAUCAGGGCUGGAGCUUGCGUAGAGCGAUUGUUGACAGGGAGGAAGACGAAGGCUUGUCAUGGCUGCCAGGGACACAGCUGGUGAGAUGUGCUGGAAAUGCCUCCACAAGCCUGCUGCCGAUGAACCGCCAACCACAGGAAGUGGGAAGGUUUUAAUUGGAGCGGAGGGUGCUGGAAUUGGACAUCAACUGAAGAGAGAUGUUUGAGAACCACCACCCCUAAAAGAACUGACCUCUUGCCACUUGAAACCUGCUCAUUGUUUCUAUUCCAUCCAAAUGUUUUCUAGCAUAUUGUCCCCCCCCCUCCCCUCCCUUCUCUCCGCCCUCCUCCGUCUGUUUUCGAUGUGUGUGUACGGAUAGCAUGUCAGAGGAAAAAAUGGACAUCGAUGAGGUGUGCACUCUCAUUCGUUACUUUUAGAUUUUUGCUGCACUUUCUUUCAGGUGCCAGAAUGUUUUUGACAUAUCAGCUGUUUCCCACUUCCUGCUCUCCAUCACCUUAGACGGAUCUUCUUUACUACCUUGUAUGUGAUGUUGCUCGAGGGCCUGCUGGGACCAGCUCCAUCUAUCACUUGUGGAUCUUGUUUCCCGGGAAAACAAAAUGUAUGUGAUUCUGUAUUCUGAUGUUCAGCUUGUGUUUCUGUCAGACCGGACCUUUCCUCAACCCCUUAUGACAGUACAUGCCUACAUAUUUUAGGACCUUAAGUGCUCUGAGACUGGCUCACUUUCUCCUCUAGCUUGUUGGGUUGUUAAGCAAGUUAGGAGAGGUGGAGUGGUUACAAAAAAAAAAAAGAAAAGGUAGUGACAACUCAGCUCACGAUUGCAUGGUGUUGCAGGAACAGUAAGCUCAGAUUAGUCACCGUGUAGCGCUCCUGGGCGGGGGGAAAUGGUGUUUUCUGGUUUCUAAAGUGUUCAGUUUACCUCAUACAGUGGUGUUGGUGUUGCAGACAGGCAGCACGGCGAGUACUUAGACUUGCAGGGACAACCCAGGGACACUAGAGGACAGUUGCAUGAAGCCAAAACACCAGGGGCCUCAUUUAUCAGCCACGCGUAAGCUAUCAAAUUAUCAGUUACACUUGUCAAGACCUUAGUGCUAACCUUAAUGAGGGACUACAUAACAACAUGAUUGCACUUAAGCUUAGCCUAUGGACAUCAUAAACUGCCCUGUAUCCAUUUACUGAUGCUCAAGGCACGCCAGACUCACUGUAAUAUUCUCCUGAGCGGCAGAUGUUGCCUCUCAGGGAAAAACAAAGAAAGCAUAUCAGUGCUGGUGGGAUUAAAAGAAAUCCAAACUGGAAUCAAAAAGAUUGCAGACUUUGUUUUGUGGAAAGUCUCGCCGUUUCCAGCUGUUGUAGUCUCCGUCUUUGUAAUCUCGGAAUCACAGCACUAUUCCACUGAUAUAUCAUGGAAGCGACCCGCUCGUACAGCAGGUUACAAAAAUCAAGAAGUACACGACAAUCUGAAACACCAAAGUGUAGCGCACGCCGGCAGUUUUGAUGUCACUUUUACUGCACACGGUUGUUUGUGAGGCCAACAGCAGGCUCUAUUCUAAUAGGCAUCAAGCUUUUCUCCAGGAUGUUUGGGUUUCUUGUCAUUAAUCAUGACCCCAAAAAAGUUCCGUUUUAUCUCAGUACCUCCUAAAAAGUCAUUAAAAAAAUAGAAACAGAAAUUUCACUGUCAGAAUUGUUAUGUAGCAUUAUUUCUGCCAUUGCACUUACAGUUACAGUUAAGACAGGUAGCUACAGUAAUAUUAUACGUGCAUUGUGGACACAAACACUACGGUGGCCCCGAGUGGUCAAAUGCAAAUCAACUUUUGAGAGAACACCAGGAAAUAGAGAGACACUGCAGAGGCACACAAAGUACAACUAAAGUACAAAAAUAACACUUUAAAAAAGAGAUACACUUCAAAGAUGUUGAGGGUUCAUCAGUGUUGUGAGGAAGAAAAAGAUGCAGAUGAAGCAUUUUGAUCGUGAGUCAUAUAAUGCUGUAGCUACAUUUUUGCUGUUUAAUGUUAGCUUGUCACUUCCGCCACUGUUCCGUGAAGUUAUCGUCUCUUUUUUUUCUAUUUACAUUGUUUUUUUUAAUUUAACUUCAUUGGUUUUUGUGAGAUUUUGCAGCUGCUGUGUUCUUUUUUUGAGAGAACAUGAACAAAUUCAAAUGAUAAGUUUUUAAAAUUUAUUAAAUGGUUGAAGGUUCAAGUUACAGAUGGCGCCAUAGGCAUCCCUCUUUCCUGUAUUUGGUCUGGUGUCAUGCUUCAUCUCUGCUCCAAUCACAGGUCUUCUUCCUGUAAAGGAAAACUCCUUCCUAUCUCCCUGUUGCUAUGCAGUCUAGUAACGGCAGCCUCACAAUGACUUCACAUGCAUGUGGGUCCUGCGCCACACCCUACACAAAGCACAAAUGUGUAAUUUAAAGAUAAAAAGUAAAUUCCUGACACAUAAUUUUUCUGUUAUGCUGUUUCCUUAAGUUGCAGGGCUAUCGUACAAUACCAAUGUUUACUUGUGAAAUAUCGGUGUAAACAGUUCAUGGUUAUUGCGACUCCCAUUGUGGGAAAAAAGAUUACCGUUUUUAUAACAAGUCAGUGUUCAUUCACCAGACGACUGAGGAUGGCAACCGUCUUAAUAAAUACUAGCUAAAAUCAAGGAGAAUGGCACUGAUGUUACUAGCUAGCUGGAAAACAGAAAAUUAAAAUGACAAGCAAAGUGUACAAAAGUUCAACAGUGUCAAAUGCCCCUAAAUGUUCACAAAAAUCUUCAGUCAAUUGGCUCCACAUUCACAUGGUCCUCGGAUGGUCCGAGUAAUUUAGAUCUGACAUCAUUCUUCAGACUUCAAUGUGCAAGAAAGAUGUUGAAAAAAUGGAAGCGCUGAAAGCAUUUAAACACAUUGCAUUAUUGAUCAUUGUCAGUAUUAACCAACAACAAUAUGGCGAGUGAGCAAAUGUCUCCUUUCUGAUUUUCAAGUUAGUUGUCUAUUAAAUUACUACAGAAAACACUAACGUGCCUACAACUCUCAGUGCUGCAGGCCCCAUUCCAUGCAUCCCACACAACGUCAUUUUUAGUUCUGAUAAAUGAGGCCCCGAGAUCUUUGAGUGCCUCUGCUGCAUAAAUCUAAUGAGGCAAAAGUGCAAUAUAGGAGGGAAAAAACAAACAGCUGGGGUUAGUGUCCUACUUUGUGACAUCUUCACUACUGAUGGCUCAGCUUGUCAGUAUCACAGAGUUGGUGCAUGUGACUAGCCAGCCACCCAAUCUAUCAAACCGUUGACUCUUACAUCACCCUUAGACAAGCUGAUCAACCGCUAUCUUUCACAGACUAGCAAAGGGCUGUGUUACUGUCAGCGUGUGAGGAGUGUGAGGAGUUUUCAAGGGCUGAUCCGUGUGAUUUUUUUUUUUUUCUUUUUUCCUUUUUAUUUUUUUGCAUGGCUGCUGCUAGUAAAGUGCACAUUUACAUGAGGAUGGAUCAUGCAGGGAUUAAGAUUAGUUUGAACUCGCCUAUUAGGCAGCAGAAAUAGGGAUUUGAACCACCCGUGAGCAAAUACUGACAUAAAACUUACACUAAGUACACCAAAUCUAAAUGAAGACAUUCUUGUCUUGCUGAUGGUGAACUUUGUUUCCAGAUUGGCUUUUUCCUCAUUUACAGCCUCACAUUAUUUACCACCCAUCGAUUUGCUCUUCGCUCACAUGUCAGAGCGAAACGAUAAAGUCCAAAAGUAAGUCAGGUUUUUAAGAUGUCCAUAGUUUUGCCCCUACGUCUACCACCGCCACAACCAUUCCACAUUGGCUCUAUUUUUUAUUUAUUUUUUUGAGAUUUGUUUUGAUUUCCUUGACAAACUCUGUUGACAAGAACUUACAUUCCCUUGAAGACAGCAGUGGAUGUAAUAGACCCACACUUUGUGCUCCCUCCUUCCUUCAAUCUCUAGCUGUUCAUGAUAUGAGUCCUGUGGAUCUAUGCAGAUGAACCCCACCCCGAAUCAACAUACCACUUUCCAGCACCGCCCCCACGCCAACCCAUCCACCGGCUCCUUGUCCUUUAUGUUGUAAAUAUGUCCUGAGGAUGUGGAAUCCCAAAUAUCUUCUCUAACCUCUCCCUACUUCCCCCACUGUUGGAAUCUCACUGUGUUUUCUGUUUGGCUCCUUGGUUUUUGUCUGUUUUUUGAGACCUUUGCUGCAUUUUUCUGUUGUCUAAAGCUGUGGUGUGAGUUGAGGAGAUGAAAGAGGUCUUAAAGGAAAAUAUACAAAAAAUGAAGCUUGGAUUGAGAAAGGGUUCAAAUAUAGAGGAAAAAAAUCUGAUAAAGUUGUCAUAUUGUCAUACUAGAGAUGCUUUAGUUUGCUAAUUUACUUUCUUUUUUUUCUACAAAAGACUUGGAUGAAAUUAUUUAUAAAAUGCGUCCCACGAGUCAUGACCUUUU